GUAAAAGUGGAACCGAGAGUGGUACGAGAGACAGAACGAGAGACAGAACGAGAGCAAGACAGACAGACAUUACCCUGAGCCUGUUCGUUUCCGACACGGAAGAUGAGGACUUUGGUGGUUUUAGUACGCAGGAAGAAGACGGAGAUGAGGAUUAAUGACUUGACUUUUCUGGUUACAGCCGUGUACUGCACCUUAGCCUAAAAGAUGAAGACGAGGAUUAAUGACUUUUCUGUCGUGCUGUUCAGAGGAGUCUAGCCGUCAUCAGACAUGCUCAUCAGAAGAAGUCCCAGAAACAGUACUGUAUGUACUACAACCGCUUUUUGCAAGUGUAACCGUGGCAAUACCUGCCCCUACAUCCAUUAUCCUGAUUGGGUGGCCAUCUGUACCAGGUUCCUGGGGGGUACGUGUAAGCAGACAGGCGGGACCUGUCCAUUCUCCCAUAAGGUGGCCAAGGAGAAGGUGAAACUAUGUGGCAACAAACACACACACAACGACCUUGAGUGUAAGAAGAAGCACACCCUGGUGUGUCCAGACUUCUCCAGUAGUGGCUCCUUUCCCCGAGGGGCCCAGUGUAAGAAGAAGCACACCCUGGUGUGUCCAGACUUCUCCAGUAGUGGCUCCUUUCCCCGAGGGGCCCAGUGCCAAGCUUGUCAGUGGUCCUACCUUAUGCUCAAGCUGCAGAGGGUUCUGCUCAGGCAGAUCCAGGGACACCCUCGUCCUCUUCCUUGGGUCCUCACAACACCAAGCUCCCGUCCUUCAUCUCCUUCUCCAACUCCCCCGAAGACACAGACCCCCCCGGACACGCCCCUUGCCGACGGGGCAGAGGUCACAGAGAGAAUACUGCAGAUCAAGCCUCGCUUCUAGAACUACAGAAACUAGAAUGGAUAUUGCCUGAACACCAAAUGAGCUUUGAAAAUACUACAGAGACGUACGUAUUGAAUGCUUAUGGAAGCUCUGACGUUUCUCAGACCCAUAUCUGUAUCUGCUCUCAACCAUACACAGUGUCUAUAAUGUAGCUAAAAGUUAGUUUUAUGGACUCAUACAUUUCAUACAGCAAUGAUGUUUGUAAUACAGAUUGUAUUGA
Messenger RNA from Coregonus clupeaformis (lake whitefish), 1084 nucleotides. RefSeq names its product zinc finger CCCH domain-containing protein 3-like. The transcript is spliced from 6 exons. Gene Ontology annotation, cellular component: nucleus. The record is from RefSeq and is a predicted model, not a curated record. NCBI's taxonomy places the organism in Eukaryota, Metazoa, Chordata, Actinopteri, Salmoniformes, Salmonidae. Gene Ontology annotation, molecular function: metal ion binding. Bases 268 to 864 code for a protein of 198 amino acids.